UGUCAAUGCCAAGAACAUUUUUUUUUUCAAUCACUAAAGUUUUUUUCGUGUCGUAUUUACUUUUUAUUUCAAACUUUUUUAUUAAUUUUAUCUAAUGGCCCGCUACUUCAAAGAACAAGAUAUUGAUGAAUUCCGGGAAUGCUUCUACCUGUUUGCCCGCUCGGGACAGAUCACUUCAUUGGAUGAACUCACAGUGGUGAUGAGGUCCCUCGGGAUGAGCCCCACUAUCCAGGAGCUCACUGGCUAUUUAAAAGGCAAAGGUGGUAAAAUGUCUUUUGCUGAUUUUCUCGAGGUGAUGCACAUACAUUCGCGGGCGGAAAAUCUACCCAGUGAGGUGGUGAACGCGUUCAAAGCGGCCGAUGUGGAUAAGAAAAGCGUGAUACCGGCGAGACAGCUGCGCAAUCUGCUGCAGAACUGGGGCGAAGGCCUAUCCGUCAGGGAGGUGGACAAUAUAUUCCGUGAAGCCAACGUUUCUAACAAUGGCACAGUGAGAUAUGAAGACUUUGUCAAGAUCGCGUGCGCACCUGUACCGGAUUACUAUUAGUUUGUCAUCGGUUAGGGUCUGUUCACAUUGAGACGAGACGAUAUUUUAAUCGACAUUCACACUUUUGAUUAAGAGAAAAAAAAAUAUAUAGUUGUAUGUUUGUAACGAAUGAUUUUUCACGCAAUUUGGGACAGAUAAAGUAGCGAAGGAAGUAUGCAGAGAUCGUGGCAAGUGGAAAGAGGUAGUCUCUGCCUACCCCUCUGGAAAAGAGGCGAUUUUAUGUAUGUAUGUAUGUUUGUAAAGUAGAACUUGGGAGGCUACUUUUUUUCUAGAAUUUCUAAGGAGCGAAGCCUCGCGCAAUUGCUAGUACAAUAUCACUACAUAGUAUAAAACAAAGUCGCUAUUUUACUCUGUUUGUCUGUAUGCUAAAAUCUUUAAAAUUACGCAACGGAUUUUGAUGCGGUAUUUUGUAACAGUUAGAGUGAUUCAAGAGGAAGGUUUUUAUGUAUAAUAACAUUUGUAAUUUUGCACCCGUGCGAAGCCGGGGCGGGUCGCUAGUAAGCUUAUAAAGUUGAGAUUUUUCUUGUAGACGAUGGGCAAGCAACCUGUCACUAUUUGAAUCGCAAUUCCAACACAGCUGGGCGUGUGACAUUUCAGUUUUAUCAAGACUCUCUUGAAAGAUAAAGACAUUGUAUGUGUGACUCAAAAUUAAACUUUAUCUACUAUAUACGAAAAGUUGUUACUUGUGUUAAGUCUCUGUUAAAAUCUGGACGUAGCUUGCGUCUAGUCUUGGUGUGAACUAACCCUUACGUUGUCAACAGCACGUUCCAAUAUAUACACCAGUGUGAACAAAUAUCUCCGCUUGUGACUUAUAAUUUCUUCUUUUAAGCAUUCAUACAAAAAGAUAAUAAAAUUUGUGAAAUGUUUAUCAUUUACCUGUGAUGAAUUUAUUCAUUAUUUUAUGCCAGUGAAUGUACAAAAUCAUGCUUCAAACAUUCCAUUUAUAAUUGUUAAUUAUUAUAUGAUGCCGUCCCUUAUUUAUUUAAAUAAAUAUUCUAUUUAAAUGGUGUGGUUAAUAAAACAAAUAUUUAUAUUUUCAAA
This is a messenger RNA of Amyelois transitella, 1585 nucleotides long. RefSeq names its product calmodulin-like protein 4. Gene Ontology annotation, cellular component: myosin II complex; cytoplasm. Gene Ontology annotation, molecular function: myosin heavy chain binding; calcium ion binding. The transcript has 6 exons. The coding region runs from base 95 to 544 and encodes 149 amino acids. Lineage: Eukaryota; Metazoa; Arthropoda; Insecta; Lepidoptera; Pyralidae. The record is from RefSeq and is a predicted model, not a curated record.